AUGGGUGAACAAGGAAGAGGAAUUCCUAAGAUAUGUCGUUGUGGAGAAGCUGUAUCAAUGAAAACAUCAAAAACUGUGAAAAAUCCGGGUAGACUGUUUCAUGCUUGUCCUUUUGCUAGAGAUGGGGAUUGGUAUCAUACUUUUAAGUGGACUGAUGUAUGUAUGUAUGAAGAGCUUGAAGACUUGAUUGAGAAAAUGGAUAACAUUGAAGGAGCUUCAAUCACUUUGCAAAAGGGAGUGAACACUUGUGAAGCUGAGAUUGAAACAUUGACAAUGGAGACUCGGGUUUGUGAAGCGGUUGUUGAGAAAGAAAUUCGAGAGUGUAAAAUGCAACUCCGAAGCUUGAAGAACAUAGUAGUGUUUGCUUUGGUCAUGAUUUUGUUCUUCAAGUUCAUGUAUUGA
This is a messenger RNA of Raphanus sativus (radish), 402 nucleotides long. RefSeq lists its product as uncharacterized. Gene Ontology annotation, molecular function: zinc ion binding. The transcript has 2 exons. The record is from RefSeq and is a predicted model, not a curated record. Bases 1 to 402 code for a protein of 133 amino acids. NCBI's taxonomy places the organism in Eukaryota, Viridiplantae, Streptophyta, Magnoliopsida, Brassicales, Brassicaceae.